Messenger RNA from Leptidea sinapis, 1509 nucleotides. RefSeq lists its product as uncharacterized. Gene Ontology annotation, biological process: proteolysis. The coding region runs from base 105 to 1487 and encodes 460 amino acids. The transcript has 10 exons. The record is from RefSeq and is a predicted model, not a curated record. Lineage: Eukaryota; Metazoa; Arthropoda; Insecta; Lepidoptera; Pieridae. Gene Ontology annotation, molecular function: serine-type endopeptidase activity.
AAUUAACUUGCUAGAUUACACAGAAAUGAAAAGCAUUGUUUGCGUAACCGUAUAAUUAAAUAAAAACAUAUUUCAUCGAACUCAAAAAUUGGCUUAUUCAUGUUAUGUUUUAUCACAACAUGGCGUCAAUACUAUUUAUUUAUAGCAUGUCUCUGUUUAGUUUAUAUGUAGGUGCAAUAGAGGUUGCAACACAAUUGCCACCUGAAGUCACUAAAAUACUAAAUGAUACUCGAAGAAUUAUUAAUGGUGAUGAAGUAACAGAAGGGAGGCCAUAUAUGGUGUAUUUGAAAUUGCCAAAAUCAAGCAUAAAACAAUCAAAUUAUCGGACGUGGCUAUGUGGGGGCGUUAUCGUACACGAAGAGUAUAUUUUAACUUCAGCGGCUUGCAUUGAAGAUGCUGAACAUUUUUACGUCGUUUCUGGAACUUAUAAAUACUCUGAUGAAGACGAUAGAUUCAAUAACCCAUGUAUCAAGAACGGUGCGAAGAAAGCAAUUUGGAAAUGUGUUCCCAAAAAUUACGUAUUUGAUGGACACGAGAAUGACAAUAUUAGAUGGAUGAACAAUGAUAUAGCAAUCGUGAAAAUUGAAGAUGGUUUCGAUUUUAGUAGACGUAUAAGGGGUUGUGAUUUUGUACCAAAACCUAUUUGUUACAAUAAUCAGAGUCUAACGCUAGAGAAUCCAGGUACUGUAGUCUCAAUAGCAGGAUGGGGCACAACGUCUAGAUAUAAUGAGUGGGUUAACAGAAGAAAGGAAAAUCAGCAGAAUCUUCUAGAGGCUCACGUGGAGAUCAUUGCCAAGAACAGAUGCAAACGUCGCUGGGGCUCCAGAUAUCACAACAUCAUCGACAACUACAUGAUCUGCAGCAAGGAUAUUGGCCAAACCAUGUCAGAGAUUUGUAAUGAAAAAUACGUGGACUGUCAAGAUAUCAACUACUCAGACGAUGAAGAUAUGAGACGUGAUACGAAAGUUGCCAAAAUUGAGAAAGUUCCAACGAACUUGGUGUUGCAUUCGGCUUACCAUAACGAGACAUAUGCCAAUGGUACUAGGAGAUACGCAUCUCAGGCAGAUGGCGGAUUUUGUGAGAAUGAUCACGGAGGUCCCUUGGUUUAUGGAAACGGAGUAAAUUCCGUCGUUAUUGGUGUAAUAUCUGCCUGUCUUGUUAAAGAGCGGACUAAUAAAUGCUACGGCCCAUUCCUGUACACCAGCGUUUUCAAGAACAGGCAGUUUAUAUCGUGUGCUAUUUACAAGGAUGUUGAACCAAAAUGUAGACGUCAGUUCCGCUCAGGUGUGACUCAUGUUGAGAAAGAACUCUCCUGGAAGGACCACCCCGAUGGCCCUGCAAAGAACGAGCUUGGAGGUGGCGGCAAGACUACACUCCCAGAAAUAGUUCACAGAGCACAUGAUAAUGACGACAAGGUCUUCGCUGGCAGUGGGUUUAUCCUGCGCGCUGAAGACACCACACCUGCUAAUAAGACAUCCGUUACAUAAAUUACAUAUUACGUCAAAUCAA